CAUUUUUGCUGUGUGCAAAUAAUUCAUCGGAGAGCUGCACAGAAAAAUUUCUCGAGAGAAUCAGCCUCGCGAUGAACAGCGAAGAGAAGAUAUAUUCUCCCGCAAUGCGCACGAGAACACAGAGUCAUGACUGAGAAAACCGAAUUGAUCAAUCUCAGAUUUUCACGUUGAGACAUUCCGAAGAUCACACACGAGUCGAGAUGAGCAGGGAGGACAGCAGCGGCGAGGGAAGAUCGCAGGACGCUUUCUCGCCGGAUUCUCCGGUAGAUGUACCGGCGAAGGAUCCGAACGCGGAGAUCUACGAGAAUCGUGGAUCUAAGAAGAUCAUCCGCGUGCUCACCGUGAUGGCCUAUCUGUUCUCAGUGAGUUUCGUGGCUAUUCUGUUGAGUGCUUAUUACAUAUUCCUGUGGGAACCACCGAAUCCGAGGUUCAUACAACGAGAACGUUUGCGAAUGGAUCCGCAGAUGCAGUUCCUGAUCGCGCCAGCCCCGGAGGAGACGAAGAAAGACGGCAACUUCCUCCUGCAGAGCGAAGGCAAUCCCAUGCACAAACCUCUUCUCAUGGGUCGCAUGGCGCACCACAUGUACAAUGUCGAUGAUUUCCAAAAUAAAAUAAAGUUCGACAAAAAAGUAGAAUUAAACACGGCGUUGCUGAAGCUGAGACACUCGCUCGUGGACACCCUGCGCGCUCAGAGGCGACAUUCGUCGCAAGAGACGACGAAGUCCAGCGGAUUCAACAAUUCGUUCGCGGAAAAAGUGUUUAACUCGACAGUUAGUCCCACGGAGAACACGAUCUCGGUAAAUCGACACGGUAAAUCCGCGAGUGAAAAUAUAUCCGAAGAAAAGACUUAUAAUGAUCUGCCUGUAGAAUUCGUGGAUUCUGUAAGUACUCUGAACGUUGAAGGCACGUCUUCCACGUCGAAGUUCAUGACUAUUCCCGAAAUUAAAACGAAGCAGAGACUCGAUAGAGACUCUGUCAAUGUCAAUCCAAUUAUCGAAAAAAAGAAUCGAUAUAACAAAAAGAGUCUCGAUGCUGUUGAAUCGUAUGUUAUUCGCGAAUUCAGUAACGUGACGAGAAAUAGCGAGAUAACGAAUGGCAGUGAUCGACGCGUUUUCGAAGACGAAUCUUCCAAAACGACCCAAGAUUUUCUGAAGACCGAUAGAAAAGAACCAAUGAAACAAAACGAAACCGACGAUCGCCGGUUGAUUAAUAACGAUCGAGAAAAUAAUUCAAACGGUGUACAAACGAGCAUUAUAUUGGAGAAAUACGUGAAUGAUAGUAUUAGAAACUCCCAGGAAAAUUACUCUUCGAACGAACAGAUCGGACAAAUCGCACGUGACAAAGUAUCGAUCGACACGUCAUCUCGCGACUCAGGACUUAUCGACGAUCCGGGAUUCCAUCAGACGUCGAAUGACCCGACCGUCGUAAAAUCACGGUCACGCAUCGCGAGAAUAAGAAAUUCCGAAGAAACACAGAUCGAAAGAAUGACAGCGAGAUCUACGACGGUAGAAAAUAAACAGCUGGAACAAAUUGAUUUAUCGAUCACUCAACGACAAAAAAGUUUCUCGGAAGUCUUCACGGAAAUUGCGGACGUCAGAGAGACGUCUGUAGAGCUCACAUCAAUAUCGACAACAGGAGAUUAUCAUAAUUUCACUAGCAUUACGAGCGAAGAUGAUGAGAGUGUUACAUAAGUGAAUAUACGAUCGGACUUUUCACAACUCGUGUUGAAAAAAAUAAAGUGCAAGGAAACCGAACUAGUAAUCACUAAUAGAGUAUCAAUAUCUAUUAGUACAUUUAGAGAAGCAAUUCUCUUUUAGUUCUUUAUGGACAGAGAAUGUUAGAAGUCGUAUUGACCUGAAUUUGCCAAAUGAGAAACCUAAUAGAGACUAGGAACUACUCAUUGAGACAAAUAUAGAAACUAAAAAUACAUUGAAAUAAUUUAAGUAUCUAAUUGUCUAUAGAAUUAUGUGGAUGGCACUAUUGUGAAGAUACGAUAGAAGAAAUUAACAAUAAGUAAUGGAAUUACAAAGAAAAUUAUGCAUGUAUAUUCCAUCGCAGACUUUAACUCUCUUAUAAAUUUAAAUAAAUCAAAUUUUGUAUCUUCAUUGUG
Messenger RNA from Trachymyrmex cornetzi, 2110 nucleotides. RefSeq lists its product as uncharacterized. The record is from RefSeq and is a predicted model, not a curated record. Bases 201 to 1691 code for a protein of 496 amino acids. The transcript has 2 exons. Lineage: Eukaryota; Metazoa; Arthropoda; Insecta; Hymenoptera; Formicidae.